CCGCGGGGCAUGAUGGGGGAGGUGGAGAUUUCCAUCAUGGCGGCUUCCAUUUCGGGCUACACCUUCAGCGCUGUGUGUUUUCACAGCGCCAACAGCAACGCCGACCACGAAGGGUUUCUGCUGGGAGAGGUAAGACAAGAGGAGACGUUCAGCAUCAGUGACUCACAGAUCAGCAACACAGAGUUUCUGCAAGUAAUUGAAAUUCAUAACCAUCAGCCCUGCUCAAAACUUUUUAGUUUUUAUGAUUAUGCAAGCAAAGUGAAUGAAGAGAGUUUGGACAGAAUCCUUAAAGAUCGGAGAAAGAAAGUUAUCGGGUGGUACAGAUUCCGUCGAAACACCCAGCAACAGAUGUCCUACAGAGAGCAGGUUAUCCACAAGCAGCUCACCCGCAUCCUCGGUGUGCCAGACCUCGUCUUCCUUCUCUUCAGCUUCAUCUCUACCGCCAACAAUUCUACUCAUGCUUUAGAAUAUGUUCUCUUUAGACCAAAUCGCAGGUAUAAUCAAAGGAUAUCACUUGCUAUUCCCAAUCUAGGCAAUACUAGCCAGCAAGAGUACAAAGUGUCUUCAGUGCCAAACACUUCUCAAAGUUAUGCCAAAGUUAUUAAAGAGCAUGGUACUGACUUUUUUGACAAGGAUGGAGUCAUGAAGGACAUCAGGGCAAUUUAUCAAGUUUAUAAUGCACUUCAGGAGAAAGUACAGGCAGUAUGUGCAGAUGUAGAAAAGAGUGAGCGAGUUGUCGAAUCUUGUCAGGCAGAAGUGAACAAAUUAAGAAGACAAAUCACUCAGAAGAAAAAUGAAAAGGAACAAGAAAGAAGAUUGCAGCAGACCCUGUUAAGCAGACAGAUGCCAUCUGAAAAUCUGGAGCCAGCAUUCAGCCCUCGGAUGCCCUAUUCUGGGUUUGCAGCCAAAGGGAGAAGAACUGCAGCAGACACCGAGCCCUCUGAUCCUCCCCCACCUUAUUCUGAUUUUCACCCAAACAAUCAAGAAAGUACCCUGAGCCAUUCUCGCAUGGAAAGGAGUGUCUUCAUGCCUCGGCCUCAAGCUGUGGGCUCUUCCAACUAUGCUUCCACCAGUGCCGGACUGAAGUUUUCUGGAAGUGGAGCAGAUCUUCUUCCUUCCCAGAGAGCAGCUGGAGACAGUGGGGAGGAGUCAGACGACAGUGAUUAUGAAAAUUUGAUUGACCCUGCAGAGUCCCCUCAUAGUGAAUACUCACAUUCAAAGAAUUCACGGCCCAUGACACAUCCCGAUGAGGAGCCCAGGAACACUCAGACCUCCCAGAUUUAAGUAAACAAAUGACACUCUCUCCACUUGGCACUGCUUUUCUUAAUGGCUUAUUGAGAGUUCGUUGAGGACCUAAUCUGUGGGGAGAACUGCUUUCUCAGAUGCCGGGGCUCCUGAGUGGAGCACCCCAUGCUCAGAACCCUCAGAAUCCUCUGUCCACUGGUCCUCACCUCUGGGUGCAGUGCAUGGGUUCACAGCAGAAUCAUUACGAUAAUCAAAUUGUCCUAAUUCUGGUGCGAUUCAUGGAUGUACUAGUAAAUUUAGGCAGAGUGAAACUCCUCAGUGUAGUCUGUUCUUUAAAUUGGAGAUCAGAGACUAAGCACAAUUAGUCUAUAAAUACUCUGUAAGUCAGAAACUUACCUCUGCACUAUCAUGCCUUGAAAUUUGCUUUUUCAAAGGGAAAUGAGUUUAGCAGCAGCCUUCAAAGAACUUUCUAUGAUGAACCAAAUUCAUCUUUGCCAGAAAAUAAAUUUUGUUAAUUUCAAGAAGCCUGAUUGGAAGAAGUCAGUCACUGCUUCUCCUGUCUGCAUGACUUUGUAAGAUGAGAGCGGGCUUUGUCGCAACCUUUUUCUACUAGCCUGAUAUGUAUUGUCACUUAAAAUGGUUGCCUUUUUAAAAAUGUAGAAACACUAAUCCCAGUGAGUCCUCAUCCAGAUCAGUGUCACGAAGUCAGUUUCUUUCUUCUGGUGUCCAGCAGCGACUGCUACCCUGCACUAACACACUUGGCCUCUGUUCUGGAGUCUUCGAGGAAAGCCACACGGCAGUGGAUGGCAAAAAGGAGUGAGAUGCCAGGCCUGAGUCUGUGGUGAACAGAUCACAGAUGCAGUGGAUUUAGCUGAGUUCCUGUGUAAGACAUGCAGUACACUUAGGUCUGGCAGAUCUGGGGCUGGAUUUGUGGAGGAAGGACAUUUUAAAGAACAUAUCCAGGAAUCUUGGUGAAUAAGAUUUGCUUCAAUGGUCUGAAUAACCCUUCCCCCCCCCCUUUUUUUUAGUUGCCAUUUUGGGAAUAAUAGCAGGUGUGUGGAGACCAUUGGGAUGCACUUAUGUUUUUAUUUAAUUACUGCUUGUUUUCUAGUUCUGCCCAGAAUGUGUGAAACCACUAAAACCAUUUUAGAAUAUAUUGGGCUACUGGAUUGGAAAUGGCAAGACCUACCAUUCAUGGUGGUCAAUCAGCCCAUGAUGCUUGUUGCUGAACUGCCUUUCCUUGGACUAGUUAAAAUACGUAAGGAUGAAAAUCUGUCGUUAAAAGGCUUAAAAUCUGGUUCCAAAGGAUUCAUUUCGUUUUAUAGCGAUGUUUACUCAUAAGCUCCAGCUCCCAGGCUCAGACAGUAGAUACAGUCUUAGAAAUGAUCCUGGACUGCCCUGCUUUAGUUGUGCCCAGGGUCUGCAUUGUAACUGCUGUCCUGGUUUUGCUGGGCUUACACCACUGCCGUUUGAUUUGAAUGUCGAGGGUCACUUUAUCUGCAGUGCGUUCCAGCUUUUAUCAGCUACCUAUUAGCGGCUUCAGCACGGUGUGAAUUCCAGUUUUUUAAAGUGCCAUCGCCAUCUCCUCUGUUCAGAUUUUGACAUUCAGGAAAAUAUUCUUAUUUUUAUGCCAUACUGAAAUAUACAGUGUAUAUCUGACAAAGCAGUUAAAUGUGACAAUAAAAACUUAUUUAAUCAUGA
Messenger RNA from Arvicola amphibius (Eurasian water vole), 2946 nucleotides. RefSeq names its product abraxas 2, BRISC complex subunit (gene Abraxas2). Gene Ontology annotation, molecular function: microtubule binding; polyubiquitin modification-dependent protein binding. The record is from RefSeq and is a predicted model, not a curated record. Gene Ontology annotation, cellular component: nucleus. Lineage: Eukaryota; Metazoa; Chordata; Mammalia; Rodentia; Cricetidae. Bases 10 to 1284 code for a protein of 424 amino acids. The transcript has 9 exons. Gene Ontology annotation, biological process: protein K63-linked deubiquitination; mitotic spindle assembly; attachment of spindle microtubules to kinetochore.